Molecule: messenger RNA, 1284 nt
Organism: Pochonia chlamydosporia 170
Lineage: Eukaryota; Fungi; Ascomycota; Sordariomycetes; Hypocreales; Clavicipitaceae
Exons: 6
Coding region: 1-1284 (427 amino acids)
Biological process (GO): positive regulation of transcription by RNA polymerase II
Cellular component (GO): nucleus
Molecular function (GO): transcription cis-regulatory region binding; DNA-binding transcription factor activity
Source: RefSeq, a predicted model, not a curated record
AUGUCGCAAACGCAAAGUGACGAGGGCCGACCCAUCUGUGGGCCAUGCAGCAAAGCAGGGAGAUAUUGUGGCCGCUUCGGUCGAUCUUCACUCUCCUCAACCGAUCCCCGGACGUCAUCCAAAACGAAGCACCGCCGCAAGGGACACGAUGCUGCUCACUCAUCCGAACCAUGUGUCUCACUUUCCCCGCGAGAGGCAGUCAAAGAUGCGGCCAUUGCAUGGCAUGUCCACCACUAUGUCUCUGAGCUCGCGGCAUGGUACGACCUGGGCGAUUCGCGGCGCCGUUUCGCAACUACCAUUGCUGAACUUGCGCUCGAUGAAUCACUGCUGUUUAGCGCAUUGGUCGCGCUGUCGGCUAUGCAUGUGAGCCAGACGACAGCAAAGACGGCGCGUAGAACAGCCGAGGCCUAUCAUGGGAGUUGCAUACGGCAGUUGAUUAGUCUAGAUGAUAAUAGUGUUCUUUUGGACAAUGGUGUUGCCCUGGCUGCGGCGUGUCUACUCCAGGACGUUGAUCCCAACAGGCACUUGCAGGGCGCAUAUUCAUUUGCGUCUAGAGAAGUGUCGCUGUUACAGAAUAACCCAGAGAGUCUGGUGGCCGCUGGAUUUUGGAAUUAUCUCCGCGAGGACAUUACCUUUAGUUUGUUUCAAGGGUGCUCAUUGAAGAUCGAUCUGUCGUCAUUUGACAUUGAAAGGAUGUUAGCAACGCAAGAGAGACUAAACUCGAUGUCUGUUAUCCUAGGCAAGCUAAUCAAUGCUUCCUUUGGGCGUGAGAUAUCCAAAGAGGAGUGGCUUUCGACACAAGACGCAACCAAACUCUGGUAUCAACAACUUCCAGCUCCUCAGAAACCAUUCUCACGAUCAACACACGCAGAAAGCAAUCCAGAACCAUUUCCCAGAGUGUGGUUUCUACACGACUCACAUGCAUCAGCAAUGCACUACUUCUUAACAGUGUCAAGUAUCCUCGCAGUCACUGCUUCGCCAGCGCAGCUUCCUCUCCUCCACAUACCAGGCAGAGGCAACGAGGUUGGGGAAUCGGUGCCCUCAGCAGGGUUAAACCAAGUCGAUGUUCUAGACUGUUAUGCAUCCGAGAUUUGUGGUAUUGCGUUCACGACAAAAAUCCCAUCCGUACUAGUCAAUGCUUUUGGUCCCAUAUCCUACUGCGCCAAGUAUCUGCGGCGAGAAGAUUCCCGCGAUGAGCUUGUGCGAAACUUGACCGCUUGUAAAAAGGUUAUUGGCUGGCCCAUUGACCGGUUGAUUCAAGACUUGAAACGGUCCUGGGGUUGA